Messenger RNA from Dermacentor silvarum, 1048 nucleotides. RefSeq lists its product as uncharacterized. The transcript is spliced from 3 exons. The coding region runs from base 191 to 1048 and encodes 285 amino acids. The record is from RefSeq and is a predicted model, not a curated record. Lineage: Eukaryota; Metazoa; Arthropoda; Arachnida; Ixodida; Ixodidae.
AUGGCGUAUUCGGUUGGCCGCUCUGGUCCUCUGGCUCAGAGUCUGCAGAUGCGAGCGAGCCCGCAAUCUGAGCGGGAGACGCAGUGUACCAACCGAAUGCAUGAGCGAUCUCGGAGCAGCGCGCCGGUGGCGCCACUGCGCAGGCAGCGCGGGAAGCCGCCGUGUAAACAUUCUUGUGCGACAGUGACAAAUGGCGUCGUCCAGUUCAGAUGUGCUUGACCGCAGCGACGGCUCUCUCAGCCCAGCGCAGUCACUCUUCCUCACCAUGUAUGACGGUAACGCACCAAGCCCAGUCUUGCUUGGGGAAGCCACCACUGCUGCCAGCGAGAACAGCCCGUCUUCCGGACCAUGGGGAGAAGGCGAGACAAGGCUGUUAUUAAACCUUUAUGCACACUACUCAACCAAAGUAGGCCCCAUGAAAAAAUUCCGCUGCAAGCGUGCUAUGUACGAGUAUAUUUCUAAGGAAAUUCUUCAGAUCCUGAAUAUUUACAGGACUCCGACACAGUGCGAGUCACGAUUCAAGACAAUUGCAAAGCGAAAGAAAGAUGAAGACACUAAUAACAAAACAUCAGGCCAUUCCCGCUGCCAGGUGUCGUAUGAAGAAGAAUUUGCGGCAAUAAGGGCAGCAGAUGACAGCAUACAGCCCGAAGUUCUUCGUGGUGUGCACUCCGUGACAUACAAGACAUCUCAAUCUGCUCAAGGUGCCAAGGAUCCCGCCAACAUUCUUACAGGUGCUGCCAACAUUCCUAUAGGAGCUGACUGUGCUGACCUGUCAGGCAACUCUGAAUUUCUCGACGCCCCUUCAAGCGUAGUUACCGACUCUGCACCAAAAAGAAAGGGAACACACAAGACAGGCCGUCCUAAUGCAGGUCGAAUGAUGCACAUGAAGUAUUUCUUUGAGCACAUGCAAAAAAUAAAUGAAGAGCGAGAAGCAAAAAGGGAAGAGAGAGAGAAAAGACGAGAGGAAAGGCAUCAAGAGCUGCUCAAACUCCACAGGGAGCACAUCGCUGCAUUGAAAGACCUUGCAGCAAAAGAAGACAACAUGUGA